AGAGAUAAUGGUCAAAGUAUGUAGAGAUAAAAUAGUUGGAAAGUACCCGAAUGUUAAGGACUGCAGCAAGUACUUCCAGUGUGUAAAUGGCCAGUUGCACACAGUGAAGUGCAUUACCGGUCAAUCAUUUGACGAAGAGGUAGGAUUUAUGUUUAAAUUUGGGCAAGUUACGCACCAUGAAGUGCAUUACCGGUCAAUCAUUUGACGACGAGGUAGGAUUUAUGUUUAAAUUUUGGCCAGUUGCGCACCAUGAAGUGCAUGGCCAUCGAAUUUUUUGACGUAGAGCUAGAUUCUAGCAUUGCUUGAUACUGAUGUAGGUUUAAAAUUAAACCUAUUUUUGGAUUGGUAUGCAGUAGUAAUAUACGUUUAGGGUUAUUAUACGUUGUGUUUAAAUGCACGUUUCAGGUAAGGGAAGUAUGGUUGAUUCCGUUUUCCUGGUGUGGUUGGCACCACUGCUAAAAUAAAAUUUGGCUAUAGUUUAGUUUCUGAAGGCAUGCCAAUAACAGGGACCCGACAAGCCGGCAAUGCAACCUCGUCCUAUAGACUAUGGCAUUGGAUAUUGAGGCGACGGCAGCCUCAGCUGCGGGAGAGUCCUACGUAAGGAGAAUGUUAUAUGGCGCGGCAAAGACGAUGGAGCAGGUUGCGUAUGUACUAGCCAGGGUUUUAAGACCGUAAGGUCAAGCCCAAAAGAAGAAUAAGAAUAUUAGUCUCGGUUGCUGAAGGCUAGGACUCCGCUGGUCAGUUCGGCAGUCGAGUUUAAUUAUGAGGCGGACAGUAAUGGCUUUUCCCCACUUUGAAAAUGUCUUACUAGUCGUCCUACAUGGGAAUAAGUUCUUGUACACGCAUGUGCUGUUACAGUAAGACAUAUCCUCAUGUUACAGUAAGACAUAUCCUUAUGGUACAGUAAGACAUACGCUGAUAUUACAAUAAGACAUAUCCUUAAGUUACAGUAAGACAUAUCCUUAUGUUACAGUAAGACAUACCCUUAUGUUGCAGUAAUACAUAUCCUUAUGGUACAGUAAGACAUACCCUUAUGUUAAAGUAAGACAUAUCCUUAUGUUACAGUAAGACAUAUCCUUUCGUACGUUGAAUUUCUAUGUUAAAUUAAUUAUUUUUUCAUUAUCCGUGUCAUAUUCAGUCGUUACAAUAUAAGUGCAUUGAAUGAGCGAAUAAUUAACAUUAUAAGAAAAAAAUAACUAGUAUUAAAUUUUUUGGGGGUUUAAUUUGCCUGCCCCCCCCCCUUCCACUCACUCCCAAUGCUUGUUUAAUGAUAAGCUAUAUAUUGUUUUGAAUGAGUAGUAAUUACUUUGCUUUGUUUUUAUUUUAAAAGUUUCCUUUUAUUAUUUUUUAAAAUUUUUUUGGAGCGGUGGAGGUAUUUGGAUAUUGUUUGUGGAAGUUGUUGUCCUUGUGAAAUGCAUUGACAUUAUAUAAUGAGAUGGGGAAAAUUUUAGACUGUGGGUGCAUUAAAACUUUCUAGAUCUUCGAAGGGUAUGGAAAAAUGUGUUAUAUGGACAGUUGAUUCAUUUAAACUUCUAGGUUUUCGGGCGGGGGGAGGGGUGUAGAUGGGUAAAAAAGUGUUACAUGAGUGAUAUAUAGCCUUAGAGCAGUCUGAGAACACAAGCAAUACUGCUCCUUACAUCGCGGAAAGCACAAUCAUAGAGGAAAAAUGUUUCUUUUAAAAUUUAAGCUAAAAUCGAUUGUUAUAAGUCUCGGUGGCCGAGUCUCGGUGGCAAAAACACCACCCCGGGUAGAUGGGACGCGUUAACCUUGGACAGCAACUCAUCUAAGAGAAGGAAACUCUGAAAUCAAACCCGGAGAUGGAGUCCCGAAAGGCGGAUAACAUUGAUACAAUGAAACAUUCCGACAACUCCUGCGACGUCAAUGGCGCCAAGCUGUAUCAUCCAAUGAUGUUCCCUUGGGUUACCUUGGGUUACCCAGUGGCGUGGAGAGAGGCGAUUUGCUGUUGGGAACCAGCUUAUAGUCCUUCAAGUAUAAUAAUUCCAGGCUAUGUGGAUUUCGUCAUACGAAGCCCACUCCAUUGUGACGGACGGAUGCCAGACUUUAAUAAGUCUAUUAUUAAUUCCGUAAAAGUAAGUGUGAUAUAUAUAAAUAAAUUGUAAAAUACAUAUACAUAUAUAAAUAUAUGUAUAUAUAUAUAUAUAUAUAUGUGUGUGUGUAUUUUAAUAUUGUUAUUUAUAUUUAUCAACAUUUUGUGUCACCUCAAAGUAUCGUAGGUGCAUGAGAACUGAGGACGCUACGUGUGCACCUGAUAACUUAAUUGAUGACAACAAGCAACCAACUGUAAACGUUAUUAAACCCAUUUCACUUCCGGAACCUCAACACACAAAUGUUCCAUCAAGUAAGUGAAACUUAUCGGGGUCUAAAAAAUAAAAAAAUUAAAUAUUUUUUUACCAAAACACGUUUUUAAAAGUGUAAAAUAAAGUUACCCCAAACGUCAUUUUUGAUACAGUCAUGUGACUAAGACAACUCGAAUGUCGUCCACGAACUCCAUUUUCUUUGUUUAAACACAAUAGGAGAUGGAAUAGUGGGUCAAAAUUGGGAUGCACUAUUUGACCACGCUGAAACUAACAAAUGGAAUUAGAAAUAUAAGAAAAGUCAAAGGUCAUCAUUGUACGUCACGGUGCUCCACGCGUUUGUAGUCACAUGGUUGUAAUAGCUCUGAAUUUUUUAGGGCUUUUAAAAUAAAAUAAAAAUUAGAAAAAAGUUGUGAAAAAUAUAUUUUCAGCAAUAAUUUUGUUUUUCAUUUUAAAUUUCGAGUCAAAGUUAAAACUCAGACGGACAUUUUAAAGUGCGAACAUUAAGAAGAACAUUUAACACCAUAGGUCAAUCGAUGGCCACUGAAUGUCCAUGGUAACCUACGGAUCGUGUACGGUUGUAUUGUCAUCUGGUAUUUAUUAAGUUUACCAUGUUUCAGCUCUUUCGGAGUUUAGGACUUUAUUUAAACCUGGGAUGCAUCAUUUGACCCGCAGAGGACACUAAAGUGUGAUGAUGAUUGAUUACUUGUAUACCGCAUGUGCCCAUGUUCUUUUAGCGUGUUCAAAGCGCGCAGAUGUCCUAAAAUAUAUUUAAAGUUAAAAGCCUUUUAAUGUCUCGUUAAAAAAAGAUAUUAAAGUGAUCAAUGUUCUAUUUCCCUUAAAGACUAAGGUAAACUGUUUAAAAAUUAACGCGCUAUAGCUUCAAAAGAGCGAACGCGGUAUGACUUCUUUGCUGAUCUACUUAUCGUGUUGUGUUGUCUUGUCAUCGGUUUGAGUUAACCAUGCAUAAAAAAUAAAAAAAAAAAGUUAUUCGCGAAAUGGAAAUAGAUCGAAAAUUAAAGAAAGUAUCUUACCCUGACAAAGAGACAAACGUACAGACAAAGAAACAAACUGAACAACAAACGUACAGAUAAAAUUUCAAACUAAAUAAAAGCGUGCACAAAAAAAAAAAAGAAGAAGAAAAUAUUUUUAAAAUCCAAACUUUUGGACAAUUUAGCUUUAAAAUCCCAAACGUUGCCGGUCAGAAAACAUAUUGCGUUAGUUUCAACGUUACUUCAAGUGUUUCCCUUCGCAUCGUUAUCUAUUGCACCUAUGGCUCUGUAAUAUAAACCCUGUUCAGAAAUUGAAAUUUGAUAGCGUCUAAAACUUGUUUACUUCUAUAACUAUAGUGACACCGAUUGUAUAACUAUAGUGAAAUCAAUGUUAUAAAUAUAAUGAAAUCAAUGGUAUACUUAUAACAACACCAAUGCAAUAACUAUAGUAACCUCAAAGGUAUAGCAAUAACGACAUCAAUGCUACAACUUUAGUUACAUCAGUGUUAUAACUAUGUCGACAUCAGUGCUAUAACUAAAGUGGCAUGUCAUAAACGGAACCUAAUAAUUAUGUAACACAAAUAAAUUUAAAUAUAUGUAUGACAAGCCAAUCAACUGUUUAGAGAGAUCUCAACUUCUAUAAAAAAAAAUAUUUAAACAUUUUGAAAAAAAAAAUCUAUUACGAAAAAUAAGGGUUUUCAUGUUUUUUUUUUAUUUGGAUUGAGACAGUUAAUAACACUCAUCUCGAAAAGCUUGUUGUGUUACAUUUUGCCGGAUAGAUUUCAAAUAAGAAUACACCAUGGUCCUCUUCAAUAGACCAAAAUAAUAUAUAUCUUAAAAUCUUUGUUCCUUUCCUUUCAGUCUGCUCGCCAGACAUUUACAACCUCGUAUCUAAUUUCGGAGCCACUUAUGAAUACAAAGGAAGAAAAUACGAGUCUUCCUAUGAAGGUUUCAGAAGUUAUGUGGAAUCGGAGUCCGUGUGUGAGAGCAUAUGCGGCCACCUGGCGGUCAUGGACGACAAAGAGGAAGAGAAUUUCAUCAGGGGUAUGAUGGAGACAAAUAGAUUUGAGUGUCUCUUGAUCGCGGGGAGGAAAGCGGAAAACGGCAAGGAAUUCUUUAAACUUAAAGGGAAAGAACCACUAAAAUACAUCAACUGGUCAUCGGAUCAACCUGAGGAGGCUGAUGACCGCAUCGAACUCUGUUUAUUUUACAAGAGGGGUAUCAGUGGGAUGGUGAGGAUGCCCUGUGCUCAAGUGCAACAAGACUGCAAUUACAUCUGUAAAAUCUAGUUUGAACAAAAAUAAAGAAGUUACUUUUUUUUUUUAAACUUAUACAAAAGUUAGCCAAUUUCCAGUGAUACACUAUAAAAAAAAAAAAAGGACUCUUUAAACGAAAUCCUUUAACUUAUUUAACUUAAUUGAGUAUAUUUGCUUUUGUUAAGAAUACUAUAUAGUUUAAUUUAAGGCGUAUCAAAACUUGCAUUUCAUUUAUAUUAAAAAAAAAUUGAACUGUGGUGGUCUGUGUGUUGCUGAGUUUUUGAAGAG
Molecule: messenger RNA, 4851 nt
Organism: Lymnaea stagnalis (great pond snail)
Lineage: Eukaryota; Metazoa; Mollusca; Gastropoda; Lymnaeidae
Source: the annotation of a GenBank genome assembly